Molecule: messenger RNA, 2816 nt
Organism: Anguilla rostrata (American eel)
Lineage: Eukaryota; Metazoa; Chordata; Actinopteri; Anguilliformes; Anguillidae
Product: differentially expressed in FDCP 6 homolog
Exons: 10
Coding region: 73-1728 (551 amino acids)
Cellular component (GO): nucleus; cytoplasm
Source: RefSeq, a predicted model, not a curated record
GAACAGGCAGAAGGGGGGAAGGAAGCAGAAAGAAAGAGAGAGAGAAAAAGAGAGCGUCAUGCUACUGCAGCCAUGGACCUGCGUACGGAGCUCCUGAAGUCCAUCUGGUACGCCUUCACCGCGCUGGACGUGGAGAAGAGCGGGAAGGUGUCCAAGUCCCAGCUCAAGGUUCUGUCUCAUAACCUGUGCACAGUGCUGAGUAUCCCCCAUGACCCUGUGGCCCUUGAGGAACAUUUUCGGGAUGACGAUGAUGGCCCCGUCUCCAGCCAGGGCUACAUGCCCUACCUCAACAAGUACAUCCUGGACAAGGUUAAGGAGGGCUCUUUCCUGAAGGAGAACGUGGACGAGCUCUGCUGGACCCUUACCGCCAAGAAGAACUACCGCCCCGAGAAGAACGGCAGAACGCUGCCGGGCAAGGACGCCUUCCGCCUCUGGUGCCUCUUCAACUUCCUGUCGGAGGACAAGUAUCCGCUGGUCAUGGUUCCUGACGAGAUAGAUUAUUUAUUGAAGAAAGUCUGCAUGGCCAUGAGUGUGGAACUCAACUGCGUGGAGCUGGAGGACUUCAUUUCCAAGGAUUCUGUGCAGCAGCGUGGCUUCACCGUCUGGGUCUUCCUAGAACUGAUGAAUUCUGGGAAGCUGACAAGAGGCAUUGACGCGGACGUGGUCAGCAUGGCUAUUGAAGAGGUUUACCGGGAGAUCGUUGGAGAUGUACUCAAAGAGGGAUAUCUGUGGAAGAAGGGCCAGCUGCGCAGGAAUUGGGUGGAGCGCUGGUUCACCCUGCAGCCCGGCACGCUGGCCUACUUCACCAGCGAGGACCGGAAAGAGCGCAAGGGAAACAUCACACUCGACAGGAACUGCUGUGUGGAGGUGCUGCCAGACAGAGAUGGGAAAAGAUGCAUGUUCUGUUUGAAAACAUUGUCCAAGACCUAUGAGAUGAGUGCCUCAGACACGAAACAGAGGCAGGAGUGGACUGCAGCGGUGCAGACGGCGAUCCGGCUGGCGGUGGAGGGGAAGUCCUCCCUGCACAAAGACCUGAAGCUGAAGCGACGGGAGCAGCGGGAGCAGCGGGAGCAGCGGCAGGUGGCCAAGGAGGAGGAGCUGCAGCGCCUCCGCGCCCUGCAGGAGGAGAAGGAGAGGAAGCUGGCCGAGCUGGAGCUCCUGCGGGAGGCGCAGAAGCAGGCGCAGGUGCUCCUGGAGGAGGACGAGCAGAGGAGGCGCCAGCAGCACGAGCAGCUGCAGCAGGCCCUGGAGGAGCAGCUCAGGGAGGCCGAGGAGGCGCGGGCCAGCAUGCAGGCGGAGAUGGCGCUUAAGGAGGCGGAGGCGGAGCGACAGAAGAGGCGCAUUAAGGAGCUGGAGGAGAUGCAGCAGCGACUGGAGGAGGCGCUUUACCUGGAGAAGAAGGCUCGGCAGGACGAGGAGGCCUUCCGCUUCGCCCAGACCAGGGCUGCCCAGAGGAAGCUGCGCCAAGCCAGCACAAAUGUGAAGCACUGGAACGUGCAGAUGACCAGGCUCAUGCAUCCUAUUGGCCCAGGAGACAAGAGGUCGUCGGGCGGCAGCUCGUCCUUCUCCAGCUUCCGCAUCCCGACGCAGCGCGACCCGGCCCUGCGGCUCCUCCAGCCGUCCGAGGAGCGGGGCGAGGAGAGCAAGGAGAACGUGCAGGCUGGCGUGGGGGCGGAGCCCGAGCGCCGCCUCUCCCAGACCUCCAACGGGGACAUGGAGAUCCCCUGAGCCGCGGGGAGCCGCGCCCGGGCCCGCGCGGGGGAGGGGUCGCCGCCCUGCUUGCGUACGACGUUCGCGCUCAAACCCACACAAGAGAUGCACUUAAACGUCAGGGACAGUCACAGGAAAUAGCAACGGUGCAGCGUGUGGGGUUACAGUCUGCGAGGCCAUGUGAGGCCCAUGACGAACAUAAGAAGCUCCUCAAGCCAUUUCUGAGAAACAAGACACCUCUAGCCCUUACCAACGCUGAGCCUCAAAGUAACAAGUACGCACCUCUGUGGCUUUUAAUGGUACUAUGAUCUCUGAGUCUCUCAGUCGCCUCACUUCCUGUAUGUUUGUCCUUGGUGUCUCACUGUACAGGUUUAAAUGUCUCUUUUAGGAGACUGCAAUCUUUUCUCAACUAAACAGCGAACGGUCGACAAGGAACUCGCCAGUCAUACCUGAGUCUAACUGGAGGACCGUAAUUUUCCACGAGAUUUGAAAGUGUCAUCUUGAGUUCAGCGUUUGUUUAAAGCUUUUAUUGAUCUUCCAUAUGAAUAUGUUUAUUUUGUGCCUUAUAAUGUUGUUCAUAUUAUCCUAUGGUAUUGCUUUUUUAUUUUUUUCUGUCUCAUUGUCAGAUUCUAUGAAAAUGGCAGCAGUAAAGUUGACUUCAGUAUUCUUGCAGUUCUAAGGUGAAGGUUGAAAGCACACCAUUCAUCUUUCCUGCUGCAAUCUUAAAAAAAAAAAAAAAAAAAAAAAACAGGUUCAGGUGAAUACUUGCUCUGUAUUUUGCUUUGAAAAGACAUGCCUAGAAAAAAAAAUGGAAAACCUACAGAAUGUGAUUUUGUUUUUAAUAACUAAAAUAAAUGUGGCGUUAGAAUUGAGUGCAGUAUAUUCUGGUUCUUGUAGAAACUAUGAUGUAAUUGAGGGCCCCUGGAAAAUAACUGAUAAAGAUUAACAAAAAAAGUCUGUAUUAAAUAACACAUGUACAGUAUGCAACUAUAUUAUAAUUCUCAAUGGUGGAAAAUAUUCUAAUUUAAUAAUCAUUCAAUGGAAUCAUCCAAAUAAACACUUGUCAUAAAUAAUCAUAAAUCUAUAUAAAAUUGUCACAAAUAUUA